Messenger RNA from Vicia villosa (hairy vetch), 414 nucleotides. Its product is annotated as classical arabinogalactan protein 4-like. The coding region runs from base 53 to 331 and encodes 92 amino acids. The transcript has a single exon. The record is from RefSeq and is a predicted model, not a curated record. Lineage: Eukaryota; Viridiplantae; Streptophyta; Magnoliopsida; Fabales; Fabaceae.
CUCACUUCUUCACAGCUCUCUCAUCUGUUGAAUUUUUAUUCAUCUUUCUGCAAUGGCUUCUUACUCUCUUGUGUUGAUGUUAGUUGCUGCAUUGUUGGUGACUUUCACCGUUGCUCAAUCUCCACCAGUUGUCACUCCUCCAGUUCCUUCACCAUCCACCGUCGUCACACCACCUUCUCCUUCCACUCCUCCUCCUGCCGUCACUCCGGCACCGGUCUCGAAGUCUCCAGCUAAAGCGCCAUCACCAUCCAAAAACAAUGCUGCUUUGAACGGAUUCACUGUUGCCGGAUCUGCGGCUUUCGUGAUUUUCGCUUCUGCAUUCGUGAUGUAGAGAGAGAGCUACUCUUUCUUUUUUAGUUUGAUUUAUUUUGUUUUUAGUUAUAAGUUUACAUUGAUCUUUAACUUUUUAACACA